Molecule: messenger RNA, 1031 nt
Organism: Zerene cesonia (dogface butterfly)
Lineage: Eukaryota; Metazoa; Arthropoda; Insecta; Lepidoptera; Pieridae
Gene: Csp
Product: dnaJ homolog subfamily C member 5-like
Exons: 2
Coding region: 153-761 (202 amino acids)
Biological process (GO): regulation of neuromuscular synaptic transmission
Cellular component (GO): type Is terminal bouton
Source: RefSeq, a predicted model, not a curated record
AUAAUCUGUGGAUGCUGGUGUGAAUGCGAAAAACUGAUAGGUACCUACAGUAAAAGAAAUAGAUUAAAGAUUGUCUAAUGAUUGUGCUUGUGGUGUGAGUAAUUAAUUAAGUUUAGCAGUAAAUUGUCCCUCUCCAUUUACAUAAUUUUAAAAUGGAUAAAAGAAAGUUAUCGACUGCGGGAGAUAGUCUCUAUCAAAUAUUACAAGUACCCAAAACCGCAACGGCUGAUGAUGUCAAGAAAAGUUAUCGUAAAUUGGCUUUAAAAUAUCACCCAGAUAAAAAUCCGAAUAAUCCUGAAGCAGCAGAUAAAUUUAAAGAGGUAAAUCGUGCUCACACAAUCCUGAGCGAUGCUACUAAAAGGAAUAUUUAUGACAACUACGGCUCUCUCGGACUUUACAUCGCAGAACAAUUUGGAGAGGAAAACGUCAACGCCUAUUUUGUCGUUACAAGCACUUGGUGCAAAGCAUUGUUUGUUGUAUGUGGUAUUUUGACCGGUUGUUACUUCUGCUGCUGCUUAUGUUGCUGCUUUAAUUGCUGCUGUGGAAAAUGUAAACCCCGCCCUCCAGAAGAAUCCGGUGACUAUCAUACGUUGGAGCGUGAUGACUCAGAUGGUGUGCAGCCGGUAACAAUGCAACCCGGUGGAGAAGGGCGUCCCAGUGGCGAACAAGCGCCACCAAUUGCGAUGCCUGCUCCUCCUGCUCCUGGCGUGUCAGAAAAUACCGGCCUCAACACAGGAAGCAGUAUUCCAAAAUACACUUGAAGUGUUUUCACCUAGUCUAAAGUAAAAUGUAAGAGAAAGAGGAACUGACUAUAACCACCACAAUUGCAACUUAUGUAAGCCUUAACUUAGAUUUUUUUAUGUAAUUUUUAUUUCUUAAUAUAGUUUUUUUUUGUAUAUUUAUUUUAAUUUCCUUAUUUAUGAUUAAAAUUAAAUUUUGUUGAAUAAACUGUUUAUUGUUAUUAACAAAUGUAAAAUUAGACUUAUGUAGCAUCACUGGCGUAAAAACCACAUAAUAAAUAUAAAAAGGUU